CGGGCGGCUUAGGUGCUUCGGCUUUCUCCCCUUCCCAGCCUACUUCGAGGAUCGAGGUGGGCACUUGGGCGACUAGAACUAGAAGAAGUGGGAUUUCGCAAUGGAGGAUUCCAGCGGCACCUCGCCGUCGCCGGCCAUCCUACGGAAUAGGUACUGGAUCCUCCGCCACGGCCGCAGCGUACCCAACGAGCGCGGCCUAAUAGUCUCAUCUCUGGAGAACGGCACGAAGCCGGAGUUCGGGCUGGCACCGCCGGGAUUCGAGCAGGCGCGCGCUGCCGGCGAGCUGCUCCAGAAGGAGCUCGACGAGAUGGGUGUGCCGGUGGAUUCAGUCAAGAUCCGUUACUCGCCCUUCUCACGAACCACCGAGACUGCCAGAGUGGUUGCCGGUGUGCUCGGCAUCCCCUUUGAAGGUCCUAGCUGCAAAGCGGUGAUGGGACUCCGUGAGCGCUACUUUGGGCCAUCAUACGAGUUACAUUCACAUGAUAAGUAUGCAGAGGUAUGGGCAGUAGAUGAAGCACAUCCCCAUAUGGCUCCAGAAGGUGGCGAGAGUGUCGUAGAUGUUGCUAAUAGACUAUUAGCUGUGCUGUCUUCUACAGAGACAGAUUUUCAUAGCUCAGAAAUCCUUAUAGUCAGCCAUGGGGACCCACUACAAAUCUUUCAGGCUGUACUCAGUGGAGCCAAGGAGAACGCAUCUUUCCUUGAUGGCGUGAGAGACCUGAAAGUGAAAGGCACGGCUGUGGCAUCUGUGCUAUCACAGCAUCGUAAGUUUGCACUUGCCACAGGAGAGGACCGCGAUUUGAAUGGAUACAAAGUGCAUGGUUAUUCGUUAACUUUAUAGAUAGCAACAAGUCCCCUCCCCUGAUGUAUGUCUGGAGUCCACAUCUUUUCCCUUGGUUGAAUUGUCAGUUUUGCCAUGUUGGCAGUGGAUUGGCUGGUUUGCCAUUAAGGACAGACAUGCUUGCAGCUCAAAUGUGAGGGAGAGAUUUAGUCCACUUAACCCCGACACUCUGGUUCUAUCUCCCUUUCUUUGUUGCGGCAGAACAAGAUGAGGAUUGUGCAUCUGCUGACAUGGUCCGGCCCGGGCUUGCCCUUGAUAUCGUUAGAGUUCAGAGGUCCCUUUGCUGUUGCUAGUUUGGAAGAUGUUCAAAUUGUCGUGAUCUGGGAACAUUUUUUCGGUUGUAAUUGUUGCAAUCUGGAACUAAUCUUGCAUGGAAUUCCCCGUCCUUGCUUGUUCGA
Messenger RNA from Panicum virgatum (switchgrass), 1236 nucleotides. RefSeq lists its product as uncharacterized. The transcript is spliced from 7 exons. Lineage: Eukaryota; Viridiplantae; Streptophyta; Magnoliopsida; Poales; Poaceae. The coding region runs from base 101 to 838 and encodes 245 amino acids. The record is from RefSeq and is a predicted model, not a curated record.